AUGAAAAUCUUUAAACGGAGACGAUUCACGAUUUCGGCGCCAGAUUCAGCCAGUAGUUUAGAUAGCAGAGGUGAAGAACGGAGGUUCAGCUUACCAUAUACGAAUAAUGAAAUAUUAUAUUUUCCUGAUCAUAAUCCUAAUAGCAUUACUAAUGAGUUAGCCAACCAGGAAAUCUCUACACAAACUUCCAUUAGCGAGUCAAUAGCUUUAUCUGAGAGUGAUACUUUAUUGUACGAUAAAAAACAACAAUUAGAGUUGCAAGAAACGUAUAAUGAUAAUUUUACAUUAUAUCUACCCUUUUUAUUGAGGCAGUUGAGAAAUGCAAGAGAUGAGUUUGUUGACGCGGCAGAUCAUGAUAUCGAUAGUGAUGACCAGAAAACUAUGAUAGACGAAAAUAAUAUAAGUCCUUGUCUAAUCUUGAAUAAAGAAGCAUGCAAUUUUAAUUUGAAGCGAAGGUUUAUCAUAGUUCAAGAGCUUUUGAAGCAUAAUACUUAUUUAUUCGCAAGUGAAGAGUCGUUCCAGUUAUUCAAGCAUUUGCGUCUGAAUAAGAAAAAGGAAUCAAAAAACCUGAGGAUUGUAUAUGAUGCGAAUGGAAGUAUUAGAAGACUAUCUGCUAGUAAAGGGAGUAAAAGAGGAAAUGAUAUACAUAACGACGAAUUAGUUGACAAUAGAACACACAUAAUACCAUUGGAAUAUAAAGUAAAGGGUCUAGGUCUCCCUAUAUUCAAAAUUAAUACCCCAUAUUUAUCAUCAUUUAGGAAAAAUUCCCCGUUCUUGGUCUUCAAGAAAUAUAGAGAAAUUCCUUUGAAGCCGAGCUUGCAAGACUGUCCAAGUAACGAAAAUUCAGAUAGCCUGACAAACUACGAAGCAUACGUCUUCUGUUCUGUUUAUGUAAAACACUUCUACGAUGUCAGGCGAUAUAUUUUAAACUUUAGUCCAGUAGGCAAGAAACCAUUCCGUAUAAUAAUGUUCCAGCACAAUUUCAAGCCGUUUGCGGAUUUUAACUACCAAAAUACAAGAUUCAGAGUUGUUGGUACUUCGCUAUCGUGUGUCUAUGUAACAAAUUAUAGCCCCAUCAUGAAACUAAUGAUUAUCGAUAAUGAUAAACCAUCGUUAUGUGACGAUAUUAUAAAUAAAAAGACAGGGUUUGAAAUUCCGUCAAUAAUUAAACAUAAAAAGAAGCAUCCAAAUAAUAACUCAUCAGACAACACAGGCAACGAUUUAAAUGACGACAUGAUUUUCAGUAAUCCAUAUCCUGAUCCUACAGGCCCACUAUUAGCCGAUUCUGCAUCUUUCAAAAGAUUAACUAGCAAGCGUGCAUUUAUGUCCAGAUCAAUGCCACCUUUUGGUCUUUUUAAAGACUCCAUGUUGUAUGGUAAUGACUCGAUUAAUUUUAUUCCCAAGAAGUUUUCAGAUACAGGUAAAAUCGAAAUAUACCAGGAUAAUUCAAAUUGUACCGAAGAUGCAAAUAGUACUUUAUCAAUCGACUUAGAUAGCUUAGUGAUAAACUGUAUUUUAUUAACAUUGAGAGAAUCUAAUAUUAGAAACUCUGUCAAGACUACUCUUCCACAGGCUAUUACUUUUCAAGAUUGA
Debaryomyces hansenii CBS767 is the source of this 1593-nucleotide messenger RNA. RefSeq lists its product as uncharacterized. The transcript has a single exon. NCBI's taxonomy places the organism in Eukaryota, Fungi, Ascomycota, Pichiomycetes, Serinales, Debaryomycetaceae. The coding region runs from base 1 to 1593 and encodes 530 amino acids. The record is from RefSeq and is a predicted model, not a curated record.